UCUAUUGAGACUCUGCUGUUUGUGUUUUUAGCAAUUUAAGUAUUUUAAUGAUACAAACUGUUCAAUCGGCUUUAUAGCUUUUACAAGCCAUUUAAAAUUAAUAAUUUAUUAUCGAAUGUAACAUUGUGAUGCCGUAUCUAACAUUAAUGAACGUUAUUGUCAGUAAAGCGCAUCCACGUAUGAGUAACAGAAAAGAUGCGUCUCAUUUCACCGCUUAUAUGGUGAAUCGAUUUAUCGUAAACUCGAAUUCAGUUACUUCGUAGUGAUGUAAUCUUAAUUUAUGACAGAGUGUCCAAAAACACAGAAAAACUCCUGGUGAAGUGACUGAAAUUCACAAGACACUAUAUUAUAAAGAUGGCAUUUAUUAAAGAGGAGAUUGAAGACAUGAAGAUUGAAGAAACAUUCAGUGUGAAACAAGAAAAUACUGAGACACAAACAGACCUGAUGCCUCUGAAAGAGGAGAGUCAAGAACUGAGUGAUGUAAAGGAAGAGAAACGUCAUGAUUUUAUAACUGGAGACGAUUUUUUGAGUUGCUCCCAGACUGAAAAGACUUCCUCUCAAAAAAGAGCUCAAAAGACUGGAACUAGAAGUCAUUUCACCUGCGCUCAGUGUGGAAAGAGUUUCAAUCAUCAUGGAAACCUUAAAGUCCACAUGAGAAUACACAAUGGAGAGAAGCCUUACACCUGCCAACAGUGUGGAAAAGGUUUUACUGAAAAAGGAAACCUUAAAAAACACAUGCAAAUUCACACUGGAGAGAAGCCUUACAGAUGCCCUCAGUGUGAAAAGAGCUUCACUGGAAAAGGAAGUUUUAAAAUCCACAUGAGAGUUCACUCUGGGGAGAGUCCUUACACCUGCCCUCAGUGUGGAAAGAGUUUUACACAUAAAUCAACAAUUAAAGUCCACAUGAGAAUUCACACUGGAGAGAAGCCUUAUGUGUGCUCUCAGUGUGGAAAUAGUUUUACACAUCAAGGGUCUCUUAAUGACCACAUGAGAAUUCACACUGGAGAGAAGCCUUUUUCCUGUGAUCAGUGUGGAAAGAGGUUCAGACGUAAAGUAAACCUUGAUUGCCACAUGAGGAUUCACUCAAUAGAGGACUGUUUUAUAUGUCAUCAGUGUGGAAGUAGUUUCACAGACAGCAAUCACCUUAAGAAUCAUGUAAGAACUCACAUUGGAGAGAAGCCUUGUGUCAUGUGCCAUCAUUGUGGAAAGACUUGCUCAAGCAAAGCAAUCCUCAAGAUUCACAUGAGAGUUCACACUGGAGAAAAGCCUUUCACCUGCCCUCAGUGUGGAAUGAGCUUCACAGUUGAAGGAAACCUAAAGACUCACAUGAGAGUUCACACUGGAGAGAAACCUUUCACUUGUCCUCAAUGUGGAAAGAGUUUUACAGUUAAAGCAAACCUAAAGACUCACAUGAGGCUUCACACUGGAGAGAAGCCUUUCACAUGUCUUCAGUGCGAGAAGAGUUUCACUUAUCACACAGAGCUUAAACGUCACUUGCAAUAUCAUACUUGAAAGAAAUUGCUGUGUUGCUCAGUGUGAUGAGAUAAACUGAACAAACUAAAAAAUAAACUGAACAAUUUCUAAAAAUCAUCUGCAGAUUCAAUCUAGAGGGAGUCCACUUGUGAUAAUAUCGUGUAAAUAUUUGUCAUCACGCUAACAGAUAAGGUCAGUCAGAGGUGAGACCACCCUAUUUAAGUUUUUUUGUGUCUGUGAAUACACAAAUCCGGCGAAACACGAAAGUAAAGCAGCGCCACCAUUACUGCGGGCCUUGCUGCUGCGGAAGUAGCGUGUUAUUCUCGUAGGCGGCUAUAGCAGAUGUUAGAUGUUUUUAUUUAGUUAUUUUUUACAUAUGUCCAGUGAUGCUGGGAAGAGCGUUUUGUGUGAAUGGCUGUUUUAACAAUUUUCUCUGUAUUGUUACUGACACAUUAUGGUACGAGUUCACUGCCUGUGAAAACCUCACGACACCUUUUAAUGUGAUAAGCUCAUUUUAUUUUUUAUUUAUUUUCCUUUAUUUUAACCAGGAAAGUCACAUUGAGAUAUUACUAUCUCUUCUUCCAGAGAGACCUGGUCAAGACGGCAGCACAAGAAGUUUCAUACACAAAAUCACAGAAUAAAAUACCACAAUUUACACAUCACAAACAACAUGGAUAAAAACGAGUUAAGAAAAACAAUUGCACUUGUCCUUUAAAACAUUGGGCAGGAGACGUUUAAAGGACGUCAGAGUUGGGAGUGCAUCUAGAUUCAAUACAUUUUGUAAAUCAUUCCAACUCCAAGGGGCGUAAAAAGAAAAAGCACUUUUACCAAAUUCUGACCGAGCCCUUGGGACUUUUAGCCGGAGAUGAGAGCCAGACCUAGUUUGGUAGGUAUUUGUGUGAUAAAUUAAAAGAUUUGAUAUGUAGGAAGGUAACUUACCUAAAAGUGCUUUUACAAUAAAUAAGUGCAUGUGUAGUUUUCUCCUUUGAUUUAAAGAUGACCAAGCUAAAGAAUCAUCUGCGAUGGUAUGCAGUAUCUGCUCGUGUAAUUCUGACCUUCAAUCAAUGCCCUGUAAUUUAGGUUCUGAAGCUCAUCGCAUGCCAGAUGAUUAAUAAAAUAAUCUUGAAUACCUGUAAGAACAUGUAUUUUAUUGCUACAACUGGUCGUGGCUGAUGGUUAUCUGCAACUUGUGAAUAGGGUUG
This is a messenger RNA of Pimephales promelas (fathead minnow), 2675 nucleotides long. RefSeq lists its product as uncharacterized. The record is from RefSeq and is a predicted model, not a curated record. Gene Ontology annotation, cellular component: nucleoplasm. Lineage: Eukaryota; Metazoa; Chordata; Actinopteri; Cypriniformes; Leuciscidae. Gene Ontology annotation, molecular function: DNA-binding transcription repressor activity, RNA polymerase II-specific; RNA polymerase II cis-regulatory region sequence-specific DNA binding. Gene Ontology annotation, biological process: regulation of immune system process; negative regulation of transcription by RNA polymerase II; regulation of cytokine production.